GCGUCGUCAUCGCGGGCCCGUGCAGAUGGCGGCGGCGCGGGGCGUCUGAGCGGGCGGGGGCCAUGACCACCGCCCGGCCCCAGUUCAGCAUCGAUGACGCCUUCGAGCUGACCCUGGAGGACACGGGGCCCGGGCCGGAGUCCGGCGGGGUCUCCCGCUUUGGGCCGCUGCACUUCGAGCGCCGGCCCCGGUUCGAAGUGGCUGACGAAGACAAGCCCUCGGGACUGCGCUACCAGAAUCUGGAGAAUGAUGAGGAUGGAGCACAGGCGUCUCCAGAGCCAGAUGGGGGAAUCAGCACCAGGGAUUCUGGGCGAAUAUCUAUGCGCAGCUCCCAGUGGUCCUUUAGCACCAUCAGCAAUACCACCCAGCGCUCCUACCAUGCCUGCUGCAGUGCUCAUCCUGGUCGGCGUGGGACUGGAAGUGGCCCCCUCUCCAGGUGUCUCCAGCGCCAUCUUCUUCGUGCCGGGCUUCCUGCUGCUGGUCCCGGGAGUGUACCACGUGAUCUUCAUCUACUGCGCCGUCCGGGGCCGCCGGGGCUUCCACUUCUUCUACCUGCCCUACUUCGAGAAGUGAGCCGCCGAGGGGCCUUCCGACACCGGCCACCGCCCGAGGCCGCCGCCGCAGCCCCCUCCCCCGGCGCCCGGGCCAGUGACAUGUCCUUCCGUAAAGUGGUUCGGCAGAGCAAAUUCCGGCAUGUGUUCGGGCAGCCGGUCAAGAAUGAUCAAUGUUAUGAAGACAUCCGAGUGUCCCGUGUUACCUGGGACAGCACCUUCUGUGCGGUCAACCCCAAGUUCCUGGCUGUGAUCGUGGAGGCCAGCGGUGGAGGCGCCUUUCUGGUUCUCCCCCUAAGCAAGACAGGCCGCAUUGACAAGGCCUACCCGACAGUGUGUGGGCACACGGGACCUGUCCUGGACAUUGACUGGUGUCCCCACAAUGACGAAGUCAUCGCCAGUGGCUCGGAGGACUGCACAGUUAUGGUAUGGCAGAUCCCCGAGAACGGGCUGACCUCCCCGCUGACGGAGCCAGUAGUGGUGCUAGAGGGGCACACCAAGCGUGUGGGCAUUGUCACCUGGCACCCCACAGCCCGAAAUGUGCUGCUCAGUGCAGGUUGUGACAAUGUGGUGCUCAUCUGGAACGUGGGGACCGCAGAGGAGCUGUACCGCCUGGACAGCUUGCACCCCGACCUCAUCUACAACGUCAGCUGGAACCGCAACGGCAGCCUCUUCUGCUCCGCGUGCAAAGACAAGAGCGUGCGCAUCAUCGACCCCCGCCGGGGCACCUUGGUGGCUGAGAUCGAGAAGGCGCACGAAGGGGCCCGGCCCAUGCGUGCCAUCUUCCUAGCGGAUGGCAAGGUGUUCACCACAGGCUUCAGCCGUAUGAGCGAGCGGCAGCUGGCGCUCUGGGACCCAGAAAACCUCCAGGAGCCCAUGGCCCUGCAGGAGCUGGACUCGAGCAACGGGGCCCUGCUGCCCUUCUAUGACCCUGACACCAACGUGGUCUACGUCUGUGGCAAGGGUGACUCCAGCAUCCGGUACUUUGAGAUCACCGACGAGUCCCCUUUCAUUCACUUCCUGAACACCUUCACCAGCAAGGAGCCCCAGAGGGGCAUGGGCAGCAUGCCCAAGAGGGGCUUGGAGGUCAGCAAGUGUGAGAUCGCCCGGUUCUACAAACUACAUGAGCGCAAGUGUGAGCCCAUUGUUAUGACUGUGCCAAGAAAGUCCGACCUCUUCCAGGAUGAUCUGUACCCCAACACCGCUGGGCCUGAGGCGGCCCUGGAGGCAGAGGAGUGGGUGAGCGGACGGGACGCGGACCCCAUCCUCAUCUCGCUGCGGGAGGCUUACGUGCCCAGCAAGCAGCGCGACCUGAAGGUCAGCCGGCGCAACGUGCUGUCCGACAGCCGGCCCAGCAGCGCCCCCCGCCCCGGGGCGUCCCCCGCCACGGCUGACGUCGCCCCCAGCGGCAGCCUCGCGGGCUCCGGGGAGGCCGCGAAGCUGGAGGAAGUGAUGCAGGAGCUGCGGAGGCUGCGCGCGCUGGUCAAGGAGCAGGGAGAGCGCAUCGGCCGCCUGGAGGAGCAGCUCGGCCGCCUGGAGAACGGGGACGCCUAGGACCGCCGCCCGCCCGCCCCCCGCCCGCCCCCCCCCCCCCCCCGCGCCCACACACCUCCCGCAGCCCCUCCUCACUCCACCUCUGCUGGCAGGUCUCACCAGACUGUGGGCUGCCCUGGCAGAGACCCCGGGCCGGGCACGGGUCGCUGUGCGCCGCACCCCUGCCCGGUGCCCCGUGGGCCGCCGUCGCCUAGCUUUCGUCAUUCACUCACGCGGGGGGAUCUUUGUAUUCGUGCGAGCUUGCCUGUGUUCCGAGGGACCACGACUCUGACCUGCCCAGCCCGCUGCCCCUUCCCCAGAGAAAAUGGCAAGGAUGGGAUCUAUAUUUUCAUUCCAAAUAAAAUUCUCUUUCUAAGA
Molecule: messenger RNA, 2462 nt
Organism: Perognathus longimembris pacificus (Pacific pocket mouse)
Lineage: Eukaryota; Metazoa; Chordata; Mammalia; Rodentia; Heteromyidae
Gene: Coro1b
Product: coronin 1B
Exons: 18
Coding region: 63-2105 (680 amino acids)
Biological process (GO): cell migration; actin filament organization
Molecular function (GO): actin filament binding
Source: RefSeq, a predicted model, not a curated record